Messenger RNA from Anthonomus grandis grandis, 1355 nucleotides. RefSeq lists its product as uncharacterized. Bases 150 to 1304 code for a protein of 384 amino acids. NCBI's taxonomy places the organism in Eukaryota, Metazoa, Arthropoda, Insecta, Coleoptera, Curculionidae. The transcript has 5 exons. Gene Ontology annotation, molecular function: protein binding. The record is from RefSeq and is a predicted model, not a curated record.
CAUCAUCAUCAAUCAUUCCGACGUCAACAUCUCGUAAUGUUGAUGUUUUUCGCACACACACCAGUUUGUUUCAAUGAAAAUUAAACGUUGCGACCAACCAAAGCCCAUUAGGAUGAUGAGAAGCCCUGGCGCAGUCCCUUCCGGUCACGAUGGAUGCCCCCCGAGGUCCAGAUUGGACCACUUUACCGCAUGAACUGGUCGCCACCGUAUUCCAGAACCUGGACACCAGGAAGGACCGGAUCGCGUUCACCCUGGCCUGUCCCGAAUGGUUCCUGGCCACGGACGCCCCCGUCUUUUGGCAAAAUUUUAAAAUCGUUAUCGACGUCGACUACGCAGAUCCUUAUCUGAUGCAUAUGGUCCAGAGGUACUUUCGGCACUUUAAGACCCUGGAGCUCACUUGGGUGAUGUCCCCCCGAUGGGUCAGAAUGCCCUUUUCCCACUAUAAAGAAAUGGUGAAGGCUAUAGGGAGGAUACUGGUGCUGCUCUAUGAUUUUUCGGUGCAGCUUAGGGAGAUCCACGUGUCCAGGUGGCCCGGGAGCAAGCACACCAAGAAGCUCGGAUAUUUACUUAUGCGCUAUAUCAAGAGUCAGACAAGAUUGAGGAUUUUGACGUUAAACGAGGCGAACUUUUAUCACGUGAAUUUCGCCAACGUGUUAACCGAGUGCAUGCGGUCCCAUAAGACGUUGAAAAAGUUGAAUUUCCAUUACACCACCAAGUGGUCCAGGCAAUCGUUUAACCGGUGGCUUUUCAGCAUGUGCCUGGAGAACUUGUACUUUUUGGAGUCACUCACUAUGGAUUGCUGGAUGUUUUGGCAAUUUUUUAGUAAACUUCAAACCCUCAUACCCAAACUGAAAGAGCUCAAUUUAUACUUGGACGAAUCGCCCUCUCCCUCCCAACCGGAGCCUUUGGCCUUAAUAAAAGACUCCCAAUGGGAGUUAUUCUCCACGUAUCUCCCAAGGAGUUGCGUUUAUCUAACAAUUGAGCGACCCAUGAACGACACUUUGGCAAGCAUAAUCUUCCAGAAGGACUAUAAGCUGGUGUCCUUAAACUGGAACUACACGUAUUAUAGGGAGAGUUGCCGCACCGAUUGCUGUUUGUGUCUGGAUAAACUGGCCCAUCUGGAUUAUCCCUGUUUAGAGAGAAUUAGGUUAAACGUGCCAUUCCCACCGGAGGUGCUGAGGGAUCGCGUGAAUUAUUUAGUAAGGAAAUGCCGGGGCAUCAAGUCCUUCAUCCUGAAUGGCAACGAACUGAUCGUUAAUAGGGAUUUCUUUAGAUCGCCCGCGCACUUUACUGUCUUAAUGUAACAGGGGAGGGCACUAUUUUAAGUGGAAGCUAAAUAAAUUUAAAAAACCGUU